Molecule: messenger RNA, 558 nt
Organism: Eimeria necatrix
Lineage: Eukaryota; Apicomplexa; Conoidasida; Eucoccidiorida; Eimeriidae
Product: AN1-like Zinc finger-containing protein, putative
Exons: 3
Coding region: 1-558 (185 amino acids)
Cellular component (GO): cytoplasm
Molecular function (GO): zinc ion binding
Source: RefSeq, a predicted model, not a curated record
AUGGACUUGGAGACUGAAGAGGCAGCAGCAGUGCGCCACCGUCCUCAGUGCAGGCCAGAGCUUCGGGCUCAGAGGGAGAAAAUACAGAAGGGGAGGCAGUGCCCAGUCAAGGGAUGCAAAGAACGCCUCACAGCGAUCUCGUCCAUCCAUUGCCCACACUGUCAAGUGGAUGUUUGCAUCAAACACCGGUUAAAAGAAGACCACAACUGUGAAGUGCUUAAAGCUACGAGGAAGGAGCGAAAAAGAAGCUCCCUCUUCAGGCAAAUGUCGUCGAGCGCCGCCAAAGGAGUGAAAUCCAAGUGGCAUUCGGACCCGAGCAGCACAGGAAAAGCGGAGCAGCAUGUGCUCGAUCAUGUGACGGACUCCACUGUUAACGGCGUUUCCCUUGUAUGUCCCAUCACCAAUCAUUUCCGGCCAGCGGGGGGCCCAUUGGCGCCCCCGGAAGCAGCAUCUCUAGAACGGCACAACUUUCCUGCACUAAGUAUUUGGAGAUCUACUGUCAGUCAGGCUAGCUACGCACGGUGUCCCCGCCAAAAAAGGCUAGCGGCGCACGGCUAA